CUUCUUCUUCUUCUUCCACUCUUCCUUUCUCAGAAACUAACCCUAGAAUAGUGACUCAAAUUCUCCGCGAACCCAACUUAAAAUGGCCGAAGAUGACCUUGUAUACUGUGAACAACAGCUGAUUGGGUCCUUGGAUCCCAGUUCGUCAAUGGUUGUCAUCAGAGAAUCGCCAAUUUUCGCCAAGAACGAUCUUAUUGUUUUCCCGCCGAUUAACCACGAGAAUCUCCAGGUCGUGUCUUCCAUCUAUGGAGUCGAUAGGUACCUCGAAUCGCCGUCGGAGUCCUCCCUUUCAUCUUCGUCGAGACGCUCUGGUUCAUUUUCGUCUUUUUCCCUGUUUCCGUCUGAUUCAGACGGACAAUUAGACCCGAAGUCUCCAUCGGAAACUGAAGGCAAAUCUCCGCCGUCACUAGGCGGCGAAUCUCCACCGUCAGAUUCAGAUGGACAUUCGCUAUUGACGGUAUGCCAAUUUGACCGGGAAUCUCCGCGAUCGCCUUCUGAACAAUGCGGCAAAUCUCCACCGUCCGAUUCAGACGUGAAGAAAUCUCCGUGGGAACCGUUGUACCGUGAAGCUGAUGUUUCCCAAGUUUGGUGGGAGCUUCUUCUCGUACGUGUAUACUCUAAGUUGAAGAAUUUAGUGACCUGGUUCUCAACGACUCUCCGAUCACUUUAUCCAGUCCUUGCCUUUGCGAUUUGGUGGUGGAUGCGUGUACGAGCUCGUCGGAGACGUGUCAAAGUAGAAACAACAGGUCGUCUUCAAGAUGCGAUCAAAGAGAGAGACGAGAAAAUAGUUCAGCUUUUGCAACAGAUUGCUCAAAUGAACGAGUUACUGGUAAAACACCACAAGGACAUCGUAUCAAGAAGAUGAUUCAUCACAAAAUUCAUACUCUUUAGCUUUACUGAUUCUUUUGUUUCUUGUUUAUAUUCUUUUGCAAGUCAUGUAAAAUUCUUACAUUUCAAAUUUCUCGAAUUGAGGAAACAAGUAAACUUUUCCCAA
Eutrema salsugineum is the source of this 994-nucleotide messenger RNA. RefSeq lists its product as uncharacterized. Lineage: Eukaryota; Viridiplantae; Streptophyta; Magnoliopsida; Brassicales; Brassicaceae. The transcript is spliced from 2 exons. The coding region runs from base 83 to 865 and encodes 260 amino acids. The record is from RefSeq and is a predicted model, not a curated record.